Lecanosticta acicola is the source of this 1839-nucleotide messenger RNA. The record is from the annotation of a GenBank genome assembly. NCBI's taxonomy places the organism in Eukaryota, Fungi, Ascomycota, Dothideomycetes, Mycosphaerellales, Mycosphaerellaceae.
AUGGCGCGCCCAAGCAAGACGCAAUUCGCCAUCUACGACGACGAAGGCGGCAUUCCCACACCGGACCCGCAAGGCAUUCCUCACGAUGACGGGAAAAACACCACGAUCGUUCAUGAUGAGCAAGAGCUAGAGACCGAAGCUGGGAGAGCGAACUUCCAGCCUACAGACACGGAGAUUGAUCGCGAUGGGAGAAGAGAGUCGGCCAUUUCCUCCCUGCCGGAGUCCUCCACCGAGACGGACCAGGAACCGUCGCUGCCUCAUAGCAUGAUCCGACCUUCGUUUCGGCGACAUCUAGCCGGCUCAUCAUUCGAACGAAGCCCCAAGCGAUUGGCCUUACCGAAAUCACGAACGACUACACCACGCUCAACCCGUACGACCGCAAAAGGCAGCCCACUACCGCGAAAACACGCCUUAGAAGACCCAUCCGAAGCAGAGAGGAAAGAAUACCCCCUCGUCCUCCUGCACAUCACCAUCCUGCCCCUCGAACUCCGCUGGAGCCCGGCAAACAUGCGAGAACUCCUGCCCCCAAACACCGUCGAGAACCUCCAACUCCUCCGCUCCAAACUCUCAGAAACAAUCCUCCAGCGCGGCAUCCUCAUCCCGCACCCCCGCGAAGAAUACGACGUCCUAGAGGAACGCCUCCUCGAAGCGCUCGAGUUGCGAAAGGAACGCAUCACGCCCCGCGGUCAUUUCCGCACCCGCGAAUCCAUCAGUUCGGCUUCCUCGGCGGAAGACAGCGUGGAUUCGGGUCUCGGGUCGAGUGUGGAAGAUCUCUGUGCGAUUUGUCAGGAUCAUCUCCGCCCGUCGGCGACGACGAAGUGCGCGUCGAGGCAGAAAUGGGAUAUCAAAGUCUAUGCCGCGAAUGGGUUGAUGAGGGCUUCGGCGUGGGCGGCGGCUUGGUCGGAGAUGGAAAGGGUAGAUGUGGAAAUCAUGCCGUGGAUGGAUGAGGCGCUUCGCAGGCUGCUGGAUGCGAAGGCGGUGGAGGAGGAAGCGGAGAAGAAGUUGGAAUUGGAAGAGGCUAGGAUUGCGGAUGAACAGCGGAGGAGGGUCGAAGAGGAGGAGGAGUACCAGAGACAUGCGAGUGUGACGAGGCAGGUGUUAUAUCUGACUCAAGCACCAGCAACGGUCGAGCAGCCUUCGUCUUCGCCGCCGCCGCCCCCGCCGACGCAGAAGAUCCCUCCAUCCUUCGAUGAUCUGCCGCAGGUUUAUCGACCAAAGGAUAUCCCCCUGUCGCUACUGCUUCGGAACUACAUCAUUCUGCUGUCCCAAGAUACGAAGAACAUCGUCAUCUUCGUGCUCGCUGUCCUCGCCAUCUGGUUUGGAUUGAGCGUGGCCGUGGCCCCCACACGGGCACUCCCUCCUUCAUUGACGGUGCCCGCGAAUGUCUCUUCACCACUCGAGCUACUCCACGAGACUAUCAGUCUGAGGGUCCCUAGCGCCAGUAUCGAGACGGCCGCCCUAGAGUCAUCUCACCCUCUCACAGCUUCUUCCGAGGCGUCGUCUGGGAUGGGAGACGGCACCAACACGCCCAGCGACGUUCAGACAGAGCAGAUCCCGGCGGAGACUGGGAAACAGUCAGGGCAGGCCCAGGACCCUGUACUGGAUGCAGAAGAGCUGCCAAUUUCUCCGACCAUGGAGCGCUCCUUCGAUGAGUCUCAGGGUACUCCAAGUGCAGAGACGAUCGAGUACUCGCACGUGAGACCCGAAGCCGAACGCCCAAAAGCUGCCGUCUGUCCCUCGUAUGGGAGGCUAUUGAUGGAGAUGGCGCCAGUGUGUCCGGCAGUCGGAACAUGCGUGAACGAAGCUAUGCCAGCGAAAAUGUUUGCGAAGCCAGAGUAG